CGCGGGAUGCGCUUCCUCGUGUGCUGCUGCGACGACGGCUCCUUCUCCCUCCUCGAGCUGGCGGGCCACCUCCCCGCGCGAGCCAUCAACGGCGGCGAGGAGGGCUUGCCCGCUCCCUCCUCGGUGGCCAAGCUCGGCCAGGCGCUCCUCGACCUCGAGAGGGUCGCGGCGGCUGCAGCAGCUGCCGACUAGGGCGAACUCGAGAUACGUACAGGCACAGAUGGUGCUGGUCUGUUCCACGUACGUUCGUACCUUCUGCUCACGCCCCAGCACCCAGGGGCGCUUGGUUUCGAGAUGGCCGCUGUUGGUGUUUGAUUUUUCAGACACCCGCGGCGGGGU
This is a messenger RNA of Emiliania huxleyi CCMP1516, 339 nucleotides long. RefSeq lists its product as hypothetical. Bases 7 to 192 code for a protein of 61 amino acids. NCBI's taxonomy places the organism in Eukaryota, Haptophyta, Isochrysidales, Noelaerhabdaceae. The record is from RefSeq and is a predicted model, not a curated record. The transcript has a single exon.